Molecule: messenger RNA, 948 nt
Organism: Nematocida ausubeli
Lineage: Eukaryota; Fungi; Microsporidia
Exons: 1
Coding region: 1-948 (315 amino acids)
Biological process (GO): intracellular sterol transport
Cellular component (GO): plasma membrane; endoplasmic reticulum membrane; endoplasmic reticulum-plasma membrane contact site
Molecular function (GO): sterol transfer activity; sterol binding
Source: RefSeq, a predicted model, not a curated record
AUGAAUGAAAGCAGUGAGAGAAAGAAUUUUCCAUCUGAGAAAAGAAAGAAGAAGUUCCAUAAUCUUUUUAAGUCCAUUUCAAAAAAUGAAGAGCUGCAGUACUCCUGCCCAUCCCUUCUGAGAGACAACUCAAAGUACUUCCAGGGCCGGCUGUAUAUAAGCACAGAGCAUCUUUCCUUCUAUUCCAAAAAUAUCUUUGCAAACACAACAAUAAUCCUAAAGCUAAAAACAAUUUUAGGAAUUGAGCUGAAGAAGUCAAUUUUUCUUACAGGAUCGCUGGAUAUAAUCACAUAUGACAAAACAUACAGCUUCAAAUCCCUUUUCUAUAAAGAAGAGUUAUAUCCAAUAAUCCUUUACAACUGGCAGAAGGUGAUGGGUAUUUCCAGCCAUCACAGCAGCAUGAAUUAUAAUCUGAAUAGCAUAUUCAAAAUAGACAUACCCCGGCCAAGCAAAAUAGUAGAAGAAAGAGCGAUCUCUGAAGAAGAAAGAGUAUUCAAUAUUGACAUGAGAACCCUGCUGAAAAGAAUAGUGGACACGGACUUAACUAAGACAUUUUACAAAACGUUAACAAAUGACAAAAUAUACAUAAACACAUACAUGAACCGGAGAACCAUCCAAUUUUACAAUGAAUACAUUGACGAGGUGUAUUCUGUUGAUGGAAACACUUUGAACAUAGAAUACCACUCACGAGGCACCCUGUGUAGAAUAAAAAUUGUUCCAUGCAGCAAGCACCAGGUGAAAGUCAAAAUAGUAGAGAAGUACAACUACACCACGCUGCAUUACUACAAGUACAUAGAAGUUCUUUGCGAGCACCAGGUGAAUAGCAUUUUUAAGAUGCUGCCUAUAUUUGGGGUGUUUCUUGUAAUGGUGGUAAAACUCGUCACAGGAAUAGGUGCUCGUCUGCGAGGGCUGCAUGGAGUAACAAGAAAAGACAUACCGCUAUUUUAA